Messenger RNA from Ictalurus punctatus (channel catfish), 4184 nucleotides. It is a transcript of the gene chsy3, whose product is annotated as chondroitin sulfate synthase 3. Bases 974 to 3427 code for a protein of 817 amino acids. NCBI's taxonomy places the organism in Eukaryota, Metazoa, Chordata, Actinopteri, Siluriformes, Ictaluridae. Gene Ontology annotation, cellular component: Golgi cisterna membrane. The record is from RefSeq and is a predicted model, not a curated record. The transcript has 3 exons. Gene Ontology annotation, molecular function: glucuronosyl-N-acetylgalactosaminyl-proteoglycan 4-beta-N-acetylgalactosaminyltransferase activity.
CUUUUCGGUCAUUCAUAUAUCGUGUUCACUCUUCUUUACAUCAUUUGUCAUAACAUAACACCACCCUGUGUGCGAGAAAGGCGCUAUAUGGAUGAUUAUUCUUCUCUGUGUAACCAAAUGACACCGCUAAAGCGUUAGCACGACGGCAUAUAUGAUGUAGUGCGCUCCAUGAGAUUUCCCUGAAGCUGCCCGUUAUUUUUGGGAGGACGCUCCGCCCAUUGACAGGCGAGCGGAGAGAGAGAGAGAGAGAGAGAGAGAGAAACAGAAAGAGAGAAAACUCGCUUUACUUUCACAGCCGGGCUCAUGUUCAAGCUGCUGCAGUCGGACGAAGCUGACGGAAAAGUGUCGAAGUCGGAAAAACCGAGCGAAGUUAUUUAGCUUGCUAAAUAGUAAACAACAUGGCGAGGACGCAGUAGCGUAGGUAGCAGAAUCAGACUGCUGUAGUCAUUUAACUAACUAGAGGUGAAGUGUGAAACUGCCUUGAAUAUAUAUAUAUAUAUUUCUCUCUCCAAGGGAGCUUUGAGAUCAUCACUAUGGCAGUUGAGAAGUCUUCGGGGAAAGGAAAAAAAGCGUGGAGUUCGUAAGAAACGGCAACCUUUCUGGAAACAGAAGCGUGAUUGUCUGCUGAGACGAUGAAGAGUUUACACUGCGUUGGUUGUCAUUGUAACGGAUUGGACAAGUCUCUGUGUCGAGCAGGACACUUCACGUUAACGGAGGGAUUGCCUCUAAGGAACUACACUAUUAUGUUAAUAUAAUAGAAACGUCCCCCAGAAGGGAAGUGUUGGCCGGCUGGAGUUAAGGGACACUCGCUGGUUUUGCUCCGUCUUGAGUCUUGAGGAUGUCCGGACGCGUGAAAGGUCGCAUUUAUGUGCUUGAGGUCGUACAGUACUUAAACACACUGUGUUAUUGCAUUGCAGUGCUCCCCGGGUAUUUCACUCAAUCCAGCAAACCUUUAGUAUCUGUUUCCUCUUAAAUGAUCACCUGUGCUGAUCUGAUCAUGGCAUUGAGGUCUAGAAAAGCGUGGACGAAUGUUAUGGUCGGGCUUUUGCUCGGGUUCACUGCAGCAUCCUGGCUCCUGGUGCCCCGGGUCACUGAGCUCAAAAAGACCUCCAUGUGCUCACCGUACAGUCUGGGUAAAGUUUCCGAAAUAGUAAGAACGCCCAUAACAAGCGACGCCUGGCCCGACAGCCAGCGCAAAGCAUCUUCCAGAAGCUACGAAGAGGAGGAUGAGGACCAAAGCGUGGACAAGCCAAGCCAUGGACGACCCAUUCCCCAUCCCAGACACUUCCUCUACGUUGGAGUCAUGACUGCCAAAAAGUAUCUGGACUCAAGAGCAGUGGCCGUGUAUAAGACAUGGGCGCCGAGCGUCCCAGGAAAGGUGGAGUUCUUCUCGAGCCACGGCUCGGACUCCGUGCCACUUCCUUUCCCGCUGCCGGUGGUCUCGCUGCCAGGCGUUGACGAUUCGUAUCCACCACAGAAGAAGUCCUUCAUGAUGUUGAAGUACAUGCACGAUCACUACCUGGACAAAUACGAGUGGUUCAUGAGGGCGGACGAUGACGUCUACAUCCGAGGUGAAAAGCUGGAGCUCUUCUUGCGCUCGCUCAACAGCAGUAAGCCUCUGUAUCUGGGACAGACAGGUCUAGGCACCACAGAAGAACUGGGCAAGUUGGCACUGGAGCCUGGAGAGAAUUUUUGCAUGGGUGGCCCGGGCAUGAUCUUCAGCCGAGAGGUGCUGCGCAUGAUGGUGCCUCACAUUGGCACCUGUCUGAGGGAGAUGUACACGACGCAUGAGGAUGUAGAGGUGGGCCGCUGUGUCCGGCGAUUUGGGGGAACCCAGUGCGUCUGGUCAUAUGAGAUGCAGGAGUUGUUCUAUGAAAACUACGAGCACAAGAAAGGCUUCAUUGAGGAACUGCACAGCAGCAAGAUUCACAACGCUAUCACUCUGCACCCCAACAAGCGUCCAGCUUACCAGUACCGUCUGCACAGCUACAUGCUCAGCCGGCAGAUCUCGCAGCUGCGCUAUCACACCAUCCAGCUGCAUCGUGAGAGCAUGAGCAUGAGCCACCUCAGCAACACGGAGGUACAGUGGGAGGACCAGCAGCUGGGCGCGCCCCCUUCCUACGCCCGCUACCAGCCAGCCGAACGAGCAGACGUACUCGAGUGGGAUUUCCUUAAUGGGAGGUACCUGUACUCUACUAGCGAAAAGAACAUGCCUCGACAGGGUCUCGGAAACGUGCUGCGCUCUGCCUUAGAGGACACGGUGCUCCAGGUGAUGGAAAUGAUCAAUGAGAACUCCAAAGUCCGAGGCCGUGUCAUUGACUUCAAAAAAAUCCAGUAUGGUUACAGGAGGGUGAAUCCUCUACAUGGUGCCGAGUACAUCCUGGAUCUUAUGCUGCUCUAUAAGAGGCACAAAGGACGAAAAGUGACAGUGCCAGUCCGGAGACAUGUCUACCUGCAGCAGUCCUUUAGUAGGCCUUACUUUAAUGAACCUGAGCAGCUAGAUGUUGCUGAACUAGUGGAGGCAAUCAAUAGUGACUUCCAGUCUUUUUCGCUUCUCUCGAAUUCACUCAAGAUCUUUUACCCUUUUCAGUUUUCAGAGUUGAACAGGGAAACACGAGAGCAGGGUCAAAAGAAGCUGCACAUCCUCGUACCGCUUACAGGCCGUUAUGAUACAUUCGUGCGUUUCAUGGACAACUUUGAGAAGGUCUGCCUUAAUUCUAACCAGAAUGUAAAACUAAUCAUCAUCCUGGUGGAUAAUGAUAGCAACCAAGACAAGGAGAAGCAUUUGGACUUGAUUAAGGACUACCAUAAUAAAUAUCCCAAAGCAGAUCUGUCUGUAAUACCAAUGACAGGAGAGUUUUCUAGGGGUCUCGCCUUAGAAAUGGGUGCCUCUGGCCUUAAUAAUAACUCCCUGCUAUUUUUCUGUGAUGUGGAUCUGGUCUUCAGUAGUGACGCACUCCAGCGAUGUAGAGACAACGCCAUUGAAGGGAGACAAGCCUAUUUUCCUGUCGUGUUCAGCCAGUACAAUCCCAAAAUCGUCCUGGCUGGGAGCCAUACUGAAGACAGCAACUUUGUCUUCACCAAAAAAACUGGCUUCUGGCGAGAUUAUGGCUUCGGCAUCACCUGCAUAUUCAAAGGCGACUUGCUAAAAGCUGGAGGUUUUGACACUUCGAUACAAGGCUGGGGGCUGGAGGAUGUCGACUUGUUCACAAAGAUCAUUAACUCCGAUUUAAAAGUGUUCCGUUCACAAGAACCCGGUAUAGUGCACGUGUUUCAUCCUGUCCAAUGCGAUACUAAUCUAGAGCCCAAGCAAUACAAAAUGUGCCUGGGGUCCAAAGCGAGUACGUAUGCAUCUGCGAUGCAGUUAGCCGAACUGUGGCUGGAGAAACAUUUAGGCGUAGGAUACAGGAACAGAACUUCCUCCUGACAUGCCAGCAAUCUGUCAGUGUCACUGGAGAUUACCUCAGUUCCUCAAUACCUGGACGCAAAAGACCGAUUGUGUGUGUGUGUGUGUGUGUGUCUAAAGUGGAAGAAAGUGUGUGAAAUUAAAGGUACUCUAGCAGCGUUUGGCGCAGCAUAUUUAUUUGUGCAGUUGACUCUUUCACAGCGUCUUCCAAAGGUCAUUUAGGAAAAUGUUAAUGCCAUUUGUUUUGUGCUCAUUGUUGAAAACAUGAAAUCUGCUGAUUUACUCAGGAGCAUAUUUCUCAUCACAAGACCACCGUGUGUGAAUGUUCAGUAUUAUCCUUGCCAUUAAAGCUGAAUGAGAAGUGCUCUUGUUUCCAGGUUAAAGUGGACACAAACACCACCAUGAAUAAAUAAAUUAUUAAUAAAUUAAUAUAUUCCCAUGGGGACAAUAUUAACGAAAGUACCAUAAAUGUGCUUUAAAGGGGGACUGAAGAAAACAUUCUUUGUACUAUUAAAAUAUUUUUUAUUUCUGCAGUAUUUUUAAAGUUACUGUAACUUUUAUUUUCUAGUUGCAAUAGGAUUAUUAUGUUAAGGUACUGGUUGCCUUCCAAUAUUUUUUCUGUAUUCAGUCUUUUAUCUUAUGUUAUUUUUGUGAGGCUUUGCUGUGGCAAACAAAGUGCAUCUCUUAUUAUUGUUGCUUUGUGAUAAAAUAAGCUUUUUUUGGUUGAUUAUUUAUAAUAAAUGUUGAAACGCAUAAACCUGUGUUUCAUCCCUGGUCA